This is a messenger RNA of Brassica oleracea var. oleracea, 1339 nucleotides long. RefSeq names its product FBD-associated F-box protein At5g38590-like. NCBI's taxonomy places the organism in Eukaryota, Viridiplantae, Streptophyta, Magnoliopsida, Brassicales, Brassicaceae. The record is from RefSeq and is a predicted model, not a curated record. Gene Ontology annotation, molecular function: protein binding.
GGUAUCUUGUAUUUGUAAGAAAUGGACAACAUAAGUAGAUUGCCUGAUGAACUGUUGGUGAGGAUACUAUCGUUAGUUCCAACAGAGGUUGCUGUAUCCACUUGCAUCCUCUCUAAGCGAUGGAAGUUUCUUUGGAUGUAUUUGCCUAAACUUGAGUUCACUGAUAGAGACGAGUCUCUCCUUGUACUUAAGGACUUUAUCAACAAGAAUCUGCCAUUACACAGAGCUCCGGUCAUAGAAAGCUUCCUUCUUUCCUUGUACGAGUCAAGAGAGAAAAACAUUAAACCUGAAGAUAUCAGACAAUGGGUUGAGAUUGCAGUAUCUCGCCAUCUACGUGAGCUGGACGUUUCUUAUUCUUCUGAUAAGAAAGAAAACAUGGUUCCCAAUUGCUUGUUUACUUGCAAAUCUCUCGUGGUCUUGAAACUCAGAUUCUUGACGCUCAUGGAUGUUCCCUCCAAGGCUUGUCUUCCCUCUUUGAAAACUUUGCUACUUGAGCUUGUGGUAUACGAAGAUCAAAAACCCUUUGAAGCGCUUCUUUCGAUAUGUCCUGUCCUUGAAGAUCUAGAGGUGUGGUUCCGUGAGGAUGAAAGUAUCCAAGAGUUCACUAUUAGCGUCCCGUCUUUGCGGAAGUUGUGCUUGCAUAUAUCUUAUUAUUGGUCCUCAUUGGAGCGGUAUGAGAUUGAUACUCCUUGUUUGGAAUAUCUCCAACUUGCGGAUUGGAAUGAUAGUCCUUGUUUGGUUAAGAAUAUGCCUAAGCUGAAGAAAGCACAUGUGGAUGUUGUAUCCUUUGCUGUCAAGAAUGUUAUUGGAUCAGUCACAUCUGUCAAGCAUCUUACAGUAUGCUCAGAGGAUGUGUAUGGUGAUGGUAUUGUUUUCGACCAGCUUGAACAUCUGACGCUAUGUAUUUGCAAAGAUGAUUCGUCGAAUGUCCUUGCUCAGUUUCUCAAAGAUUCUCCUAACUUAAGAGUCUUAGUCAUCUCUCAACUAGAUUUACAUGCAGAUUUAAAGACCAAUGAGAUGGGUUUCUGGAACCAACCGAGUUCUGUUCCUGAAUGCUUGCUGUCCAGUCUACAGAUUUUGAACUGGGAAGGAUACUUUGGGAGACCACAAGAUAGAGAUAUUGCGGUUUAUAUUUUGAAAAACGCUCGUCACUUAAGGACAGCAACGAUUUGGGCUGAUACAAAUGAACAUGAUGUUCCAAACCUUGAGAUGAUCAAGGAGUUGACACUUUCUUCCCGAGCUUCAAGCACAUGCGAACUUGUGUUUGUUGAGAUGCCUUGAGAAAUCAUCACAUGUCUUUUCAUUUGUGUAAUAGAAUCCUAAUUUGAUAUGUUAUCGU